AUGCCUGAGACAGGACAAGACCGCACUAGCACUCCGGCCAAGGAGUCCCCUUCUCAUCAAGAGUUCUGCUAACUUGUGAGCCAACCAAAGGCAGUCCGACCUCCACAAAGCUCUCUUCACCCAAUCAAAGGAACUCUUAGCGGGCAACCUUUGCCAUUGUCUCCACUGACAGAUCUCUCCUUCCCCAGAUUGGAGAUUCCGGCUCAAAGAUUUGCAUUACCUGACCAUUACCUGGAGAGAUCCCGCUGGUGGUACUCAUACACUGCACAUGGAAGUCACACACCCAGGACUGAAGUGCCUGAAAACAUCUUGUUGGGUCCUUCAUCUCCAGUCUCUGGGGGUGAGAGGGACACUCCAGAAUCGAUCCAUCCCCUAAAGACUGAUCUGGACCCAAAAGAGAGGGACUCCAAGAGCCCAGACGAAAUAAUCUUGGAGGAAAGUGAGACAGAGGAAGGUAAAAAGGAAGAGAGCGGUGAGGAUUGGAAGAAGAGGGAUGAGAGUCCUGACAAGAAGCCCUGUAGGAAGAAGAAGACCCGCACAGUGUUCUCCAGGAGCCAGGUGUUCCAGCUGGAGUCCACCUUUGAUAUGAAGAGGUACCUGAGCAGCUCGGAGAGAGCAGGACUUGCAGCCUCAUUGCAUCUUACAGAGACUCAGGUAAAGAUCUGGUUUCAGAACCGCAGAAACAAGUGGAAAAGGCAACUGGCAGCAGAGCUGGAAGCUGCCAACCUGAGCCACGCAGCUGCCCAGAGGAUCGUGCGAGUGCCUAUACUGUACCACGAGAACUCUUCAAGCGCAGAGAGUGCUAGCUCUGCAGCCAACGUGCCAGUUAGCCAACCCCUCCUGACUUUCCCCCAUCCAGUAUACUACUCCCAUCCUGUGGUCACUUCAGUACCUUUACUCAGGCCAGUCUGAGAGAGCUAGAAUUAUUUGGCACCUGGCAAUGGGAUUGGGGGGGAACAUACUUGAAUAUUCUGGCUUUAGUGACAAGACUAAGGAAUGGGGAUGACGCUUAGAGAUUCCCUCAACCUGUUUGUUCUGAUCAUGGUGGAGCAAUGCGCCACAGACUGACAACUAAGGGUUUCCAGAAUAACUCAU
This is a messenger RNA of Bombina bombina (fire-bellied toad), 1095 nucleotides long. It is a transcript of the gene HMX3, whose product is annotated as H6 family homeobox 3. Gene Ontology annotation, cellular component: nucleus. The record is from RefSeq and is a predicted model, not a curated record. Gene Ontology annotation, molecular function: RNA polymerase II transcription regulatory region sequence-specific DNA binding; DNA-binding transcription factor activity, RNA polymerase II-specific. NCBI's taxonomy places the organism in Eukaryota, Metazoa, Chordata, Amphibia, Anura, Bombinatoridae. Gene Ontology annotation, biological process: regulation of transcription by RNA polymerase II.